Molecule: messenger RNA, 917 nt
Organism: Emiliania huxleyi CCMP1516
Lineage: Eukaryota; Haptophyta; Isochrysidales; Noelaerhabdaceae
Exons: 2
Cellular component (GO): membrane
Source: RefSeq, a predicted model, not a curated record
AUGGGCGCGGGUGGGAGCUCUGGCGGACGCGGUCCGUGCUGGAACGGCUGGUGCGAUAACGGUUGCAACAACAAGGGAUGCGAGGCGUGCCUCCGGCGCUGGUGCCCGAGCACAGAGUGGUGCCCGCGGAAGUGCGUGCUCUGCUCCACCGAGUGCUGCGACGGCUUCUGCAAGUACGAGAUCGGCUGCUGCCAGCCUCCGCCGCCGCCGCCGCCUUGGAUGGAGGCCUUUGGGACGCCGCCGUGGCUCUUCACGCGGCUGUGCGGCGACCGCGUCGCCGCCGCCACCCUCGUCCUCUUCCGCCUCUCCCUGUUCGUCGUGUGGGCCGCGGUUGUGCUCUGGUCGGCGACCGACAAACUCGGCACCUACUACGGCGACCAAUGGGGCAUCUACCUCACCAACUGGUCGAGCGUCUGGCUGCUCAUCUACCUCUUUUUCGCAUCGCUCACCACCUGCCUCGCGGUCGCGAAGAAGCAGCCCUGCUCAGGCUGCACGACCACGCCGUGGUACGCUCACGUCGCUUGGCUGAUGCACAUGACCGCCGUCGUGUUUCCCAUCCUCGUCACCGUCUGUUACGGGUACAUGACGGGACCGGACGACGGUCCGUACAGUUGUCCGAACAACGAUCCUCCCUCUGGGGGGUUUCCCGAAGGGGUCGUCGGCACUGACAACACCAACAACGACGCCGAUCCUCCGAACACGCCGGACAAGACGGACGACUGCGGGCUACGGUAUGACUAUCUCCGAAAUACCUAUUUAGAGUCCUUCGUGGCGCCGUACAAGAUUCCGGCCGACCUGCACGGGUGGAUCAUGUUGGUUGCGCUCCUCGACUGGUGCGUGCACAAGCACUGGUACCCGAUCUGGGACAUGGCCUUCCCGCUCUCCUUUGGCGCCACCUACAUCGUCUUCACGCUCAU